Molecule: messenger RNA, 2189 nt
Organism: Carassius carassius (crucian carp)
Lineage: Eukaryota; Metazoa; Chordata; Actinopteri; Cypriniformes; Cyprinidae
Gene: smpd2b
Product: sphingomyelin phosphodiesterase 2b
Exons: 13
Coding region: 589-1899 (436 amino acids)
Cellular component (GO): cytoplasm
Molecular function (GO): sphingomyelin phosphodiesterase activity
Source: RefSeq, a predicted model, not a curated record
AGACAAUACUAAGUGAGCGCUUCGCUAAGAAAAACUCAAUUUCCCAGCAUUCCAGUCAAAGUGGCGCUGGUUAUGACGAAACCGUGUCGAGGGUCGACGUACUCACGUUGAAUUUCAUUUGCUGCAAGACGACAUCCAGGUCAGGAGCAGAUGAGGAAGUAGCGGUCUGAAUGUAGAUGGACAGGAUAUGAGGCACUCUGGGCUCAUGAAAGUUUGUUUUUGACACCGAGAACAGAUUUGGAUUGAUAGAGCGGAAUAGUAACUAGCACAAAGAUGUUUCUUUUUCCCCAUGAUGGAAACCGGCUUCCCUAAAACACUGAUUGUAAAAUUGGCCCAAUCACUGGUCAAGUCUGGACUGUGUGGUGUCAGCAGUAAACACGGAUCGACCCGGCGCCGGUCAGUGCUUGUGUGCAGCAGCUGUGUCUGUGUUUACUGUCCCUGGACGGUCAUGAUGCUGGAGCAAAUACUGCUGCUUACUGGUGUAAAAGGAAUAGGCCUACAGACUGAUUAACUGUCAUCACAAGUACACGCUGCCAUUCAGAUUCAGCUUUGGGAAUUGACUGUGACCAUCCCAUAAGACCCAUCACCAUGACAACCUCAGCACCAAUCAGAUUCCGUGUCUUCUCUCUCAACUGCUGGGGGAUCCGAUACCUCAGUAAGAACUGCAAAGAGCGCUUUGUUCUGAUCGGAGACCUGCUGAUUCAGGAACAGCUUGAUAUAGCGUUACUACAGGAGGUCUGGUGUGAGAAAGACUUUCUGUUUUUAAAGAAGAAGCUUAACAGCGUCUAUCCGUACUCCCAUUAUUUUAAAAGUGGAUUUAUAGGGAGCGGACUGGCCGUGUUUUCCAGACAUCGAAUACAUGAUGCCUUUCUAUACAGAUACUCAUUAAAUGGAUAUCCAUACAUGGCUCAACAUGGCGACUGGUUUGGUGGUAAAGCCGUCGGGAAGGUCUUGCUCAACAUCAGUGGGCUGAGCGUUCAUGUAUUUGUCACUCAUUUGCAUGCAGAAUAUUGCAGAGAGAAAGACUCGUAUCUCCCGCACCGAGUGGUUCAAGCCUGGGAGCUGCAACAGUUCAUAAGGCACACUAGUGCUGGAGCGGACGUAGUGAUUCUGGGUGGAGAUCUGAACAUGCACCCGGACGAUCUCGGCACCAGACUGCUGAGAAACUACACAGGACUUCAGGACAGCUUCAGUGAGACCGCUCACUUUGAUGGAUGUGAGGAGGGACACACUCAUAUAUCUGAAAACCCAUACACAAACACAGAUGGGCUUGUUCCAUUUGGAGGAGGAGUCCGGAUAGACUACAUCCUGUUCAAGGGAUCAGGGGAAGUGGAUGUGAGCUGUGAGUCUUUGUCCACCACUAAAGGCCCUGUUCCUGGACAUCCCUUCCCUUACUCUGAUCACGAGGCUCUCACGGCCGAGUUCCUGUUUACACAGACUACAAAGGGAAAUGGGUGCUCAAAGAGACAGUCUGGAUGUGUUUCAGAUAAGCUUCCUGAGCUGGUCAACACAGUCAAUGAAGCUCGUACUGAAGUAAAGGUGGGUCUCCACUGCGCUGAGCGCAUGCGCUACACAGCAGCGCGAACAGGCAUUAUGGGUCUUGUCCUGUUAGUGCUUGAGCUAGCAAUCGCGGCCAUCCCAUUGUUUGCUCUGGGAACCGAACAGCCCUUUCCCAAAGCCUCUUUCUACCUGCUGGGGGCACUGUGCUUUGCCGUCCUCCUCUCCACACUCUUGCUGUACGUCUUUUACAGCAUAGAGGUGAAGGCACUGCAAGGCACUGAGGACCAGAUGAGACUGGCACUAAGUAGCUUUCAACAACAGCUUAAGGAGUCCCCCAAGGUUUUAUCCUCAGACCAUUUGCGAAAGCCACGAGACAGCAAGGAUUCCUUUCAUUUGUAGCCAGAUAGUUAAACCAAGUGUGACAUUUGAAUGGAAUUAGAGCUUUUCAUAAUUCUAACCACUGAUGGUGGUUGAGGAGAUUCCCCCUUUCUAUGUAAAGCACUUUGAGUGCCCAGAAAAGCGCUAUAUAAAUGUAAGGAAUGAAAUGAAAGGAAUACCUGGGAGCAAAGAAACCAGAAAAUUAGACAAUAAGUUUGUAAAAUCAUUAUUUGCGUGACAGAUCUACUUCACUUUACUUAUUUCAUAAUGGUUCUCAACCAGGGUCACAGAAUGACUUAACAUCAUAUAUA